CUUUCUUUUAAGGUUUCUUCUCCAACCAAAAUAUGUCUCUUCCACUCUCAGUUACAGCUCCUGUUCCAACCCAAAGGCUUAAUCCUGAGAUGGCUCGCCGCAGUGCAAAUUUUCGUCCUUGCUUUUGGGGUGAUCGUUUCCUCACCUAUACUCCUGAUGAUCCGGUAACCCAUGCUCGUAAAGUGCAACAAAUUGAAGAACUGAAAGAUGAACUGAGAAACGAGCUAAAAGCUACUGCCAGGAAGUCUUCACAACUGCUGAACUUCAUAGAUUCCAUCCAACGCUUGGGAUUGGCAUACCAGUUUGAAAGGGAGAUCAAAGAAGCAUUAGAGGACAUGUAUCAAACCUAUAAUCUGGAUGAUGAUGAUAAUGAUGACCUGACCAAUGCUUCUCUUCGUUUCCGACUUCUGAGACAAGAAGGUUACCAUAUUCCACCUGAUGUAUUCAAUAAGUUCAAAGAUGGCGAAGGCAACUUCAAGGAAUCAUUGACUGGUGACUUACCAGGCUUGCUAGCUUUAUACGAAGCUACACAUUUAAUGGUGCAUGGAGAAGACAUACUAGAGGAAGCUCUGGCUUUCAGCACUGCUCACCUUCAGUCCAUGGCAACCGAUUCAACUCAUCCCCUUGCAGCACAAGUGACUCGUGCACUAAAGAGGCCUAUUCGCAAGUGCUUAACAAGGGUGGAGGCAAGACAUUACAUUUCCGUCUACCAAGAAGAUGGUCCGCAUAAUAAAACAUUACUCAAGCUCUCAAAGUUAGAUUUCAAUCUAUUGCAGUCACUCCACAGGAAAGAGCUAAGUGAGGUCACUAGGUGGUGGAAAGGUUUGAAUUUUGCCAAAAAGAUGCCUUUUGCACGGGACAGAUUAGUGGAGGGCUACUUGUGGAUAUUGGGAGUGUACUUUGAACCCCAAUAUUCCCUUGCUAGAAGGAUCUUAAUCAAAGUAUUUGCCAUGAUAUCCAUCAUAGAUGAUAUAUAUGAUGCAUAUGGUACAUUCGAAGAACUCAAACUCUUUACAGAAGCAAUUGAAAGAUGGGAUGCCAGCAGCGUAGAUCAACUGCCAGAUUAUAUGAAGCCUUGUUAUCAGGCUCUCUUGGGUGUUUAUGAAGAAAUGGAGGAAGAGAUAGCCAAGGAAGGAAACUUGUACCGUGUUCAAUAUGCAAAAGCAGCGAUAAAAAGGCAAAUCCAAGCCUACUUUGUUGAAGCCAAAUGGUUGAACCAAGAAUAUACACCAACAUUGGAUGAGUAUAUGAGUAACGCUCUAGUAAGCAGUGGCUACUCUAUGCUCAUAACCACAUCUUUUGUUGGCAUGGGAGAUAUAGCAACAAAGGAGGCCUUCGAUUGGGUUUUCAGCGACCCUAAGAUGGUUAGAGCUUCAUCUGUCAUUUGCAGGCUCAUGGAUGACAUAGUUUCCCAUGAGUUUGAGCAAAAAAGAGGGCAUGUUGCUUCAGCAGUUGAAUGCUACAUGAAGCAACAUGGGGUUUGUAAGCAAGAAGCAUAUGAUGAGUUGAACAAGCAAGUAGUGAACGGAUGGAAGGAUAUGAAUGAGGAGUGCCUCAAACCUACACAAGUGCCCAUGCCUCUUCUUACACGUGUUCUUAAUUUCAGCCGUGUGAUUGAUAUUUUGUAUAAGGACGAAGAUCAGUACACACAUGUUGGAAAAUUGAUGAAAGAUCUCAUUGCUUCGAUUCUCAUUGACCCUGUGCCAAUAUGAGCGGAGAGAUGAUUCUGUAUCGUGCUCUAUCCUAUAUGUCAUAUAAAAAUAUGAUUAAUAAUGUGGGUCAUGUAUAUUUUCCUAUAAUAUUAUAAGAUGCGUACUCAUCUUUUAAUGAAGUUUAUUGAUAUA
This is a messenger RNA of Vitis riparia (riverbank grape), 1844 nucleotides long. Its product is annotated as (-)-germacrene D synthase-like. NCBI's taxonomy places the organism in Eukaryota, Viridiplantae, Streptophyta, Magnoliopsida, Vitales, Vitaceae. The transcript has 7 exons. Gene Ontology annotation, biological process: diterpenoid biosynthetic process. Gene Ontology annotation, molecular function: terpene synthase activity; magnesium ion binding. Bases 33 to 1712 code for a protein of 559 amino acids. The record is from RefSeq and is a predicted model, not a curated record.